Xiphophorus hellerii (green swordtail) is the source of this 4107-nucleotide messenger RNA. Its product is annotated as cysteine-rich venom protein. The transcript has 8 exons. NCBI's taxonomy places the organism in Eukaryota, Metazoa, Chordata, Actinopteri, Cyprinodontiformes, Poeciliidae. The record is from RefSeq and is a predicted model, not a curated record. Bases 249 to 956 code for a protein of 235 amino acids. Gene Ontology annotation, cellular component: extracellular region.
UACCUAAGAAGAACAUUCAUCAGUCAAGAAGGCAAACCUCAUACAGGUUUCACUUUAAUUUAAAAAUGUACGUAUAUUCUUGUUAUUUUUGCAGUUGUUAUUGAGCUCAAUUAAAAUAAGCUUCAAUAAAUCAUGGGAAAAAAGAAAAAGUCACAUUUGUUCUUAAAACAAGGAAGAGUCAAGAGGCUGUGCAGAAUAUUACAGUGUUGCACUUCUUUUGUAGAGGAAUCUUCUUUGUUGUCGGGAAGAUGUUUGUCAUCUUGAUUUGCAUCUUGACACUCCAAGAUGUGCACACUGCUUGUGUUUUGCAAGAUGUUUGCCCGGAGAACACAAUCGUGCAGGCCGAGAUCGUAAAUGUUCACAAUGCCUUCAGGAGAGCAGUUGAGCCUGCUGCUGCUGACAUGCUGAUGAUGACUUACAGUUUGGAGUUAGCAGCCAGCGCUCAGGCUUGGGUGGAUAAAUGUACUCUCAGUCAUGGACCGGCCAGCACCCGUCUGCUUGAUGGAUAUGAAUUAGGUGAGAAUCUCUUCUCUUCUUCCUCCCCAUCCUCGUGGACCACUGUUGUUACGACCUGGCAUAAUGAGAAGUCACGCUAUCUUUACCCCAAUGGAUCCACCAACGGAAAACCCAUUGGUCACUACACACAGGUUGUGUGGAACAGCUCCUACAAAGUGGGCUGUGGACUUGCUCUAUGUCCCAACAAUAUCUACUACUACGGCUGCCAUUAUUUCAGAGCUGGAAACUUUAAGCGAUGGCCUCCCUACAAGGUUGGAACCUCAUGUGCUUCCUGCCCAAACAACUGUGUGGACAAACUCUGCUUCAAUCCAUGUCCUUAUGUAAACACCUUCAUCAACUGUCCCAGACUGAAAGACGUCAAAGGAUGCAGCAACCCGCUGGUGUUUGCCUGGUGUCCUGCUUCAUGCAAAUGUACCACUGAGAUUGUUCCAAUAUAUUAGACUGAACAGCAAGAAUACUUAAAUUUCACGUGUUCUUUAUCUGUACUGAAUAUAACGCUGGCAUCUGCAAAAUACAAAACAGACAAUAAUUUAUAGUUGGAAUAUUUUUGGGUGUAGCUUGUCUUAAUCGAAUGGGUCCAUUUCUGUAGGUACAUUAUUAAAAAAAAGAUAACUCAUUUUAACAUAGAAUUUUGCAAACGUGGCAUAUAGCACUUCAUUAAGUGAAAGAUUAUGCAACUGUAAAGUAUAAAAAUCUCUGGAGUUUUUAAAACGUUUUAGAAAACAAAAAAGAUUUCAGAGGGUUUUAUUUGUAGCUUUUUCAUGUUUCCAUUAUUACAACUAUUUUUGGGGAUAUUUUGUUUUGUUUGUUGUUCUUGGUUCUAAACAAACCAACAACAACAGGGAAACUCUCUUGGGAAAAUCCAAGAGAUUUUCCCACCCUCAGGCCUCCCGAUUUCCUUUCUGCUAUGUUCCUUGUUAGAUCACCUGCAGCCAAAACAUGUCAGCUUUUCCAGGAAACACUCUCCUUUUUGUUUUUUCUCAGUACAUUAUUUCCUUCAUAUUUUCCAUCUCUUAGUUUUUCCUCUUAGUUUGUUUAGGCUUUGUUUGACUUUGACUCCAGGUGCCUUUGCAGAACUUUCAGUUAAGUCAUGAGUUAUUCUGUCUUACACUGACCUGCUGUUCUGUCAUUAUUAACUCCUCAAUUGAACGUCUUGACUUUAUAUAUAAAUAUAUAUAAACAGUUGCUUAGUUGUGCCAUGGAAGUAAUUUUAAACCAGAUUAACUGGAAUAUCAAAGCACCGCUUCCAACCAACUGCUCCUUUAAACUACAGUUUCCUUCACAGAACAGAUAUCAGUAAAGUACGUUGAUGACUCUGCAGUGGAUGAUCACAGUCAAGUCUUUAAAAAAACAGAAGACCUGUCAGGACAUGAAAAACCUUUCAUCCGUCACUUUCUCAGCAACUGUAAGCUAAGUUUCUAACCAAUUGCUGUUUGGGAAUCGUUUUGUUAAACAUCGUAGCCGCAGUGUGUCAUCUUCAUGCCUAGUGUUCGGUAUGGUAGAGGAUCUAUUAUGAUGUGGGACUUUCUCUCUUAGAAAUAUGGGAAUAAUUGUUAGUUUAGUUAGUUUGUGACAUUUUGCAACAAUUGAAAUCCAAAAGAAUUUCAUAGAAAUCUCAAAAUCUUUGCUUGAAAAAUAAAAAUGGAACAGGAAAUGAGUCACCGUUUCUUUGAAAGGGUUUGCUUUAUUUAGCCAAAAUAAAGGACUGGUAGAUCCAACUCUUCUUGUGAGUAAAUCAUGUUAUAAAUACAGUAAAAGACAAAUACUGUAUGUUAUUUAAAAAAAACUUUAAAUUUGUCUACAUCUUGUUAGACAGUUGUAGUUUCAGUAAAUACUUCUGCAGUUUCUUAUGGUAUCAAUCUUCAUGAAUUGUCUGUGUUACCAACCAGAUUGCUACGAUUCUUUAAUUGCAGGUCUGCACAAAAACUGAACCCAUGGACCUCACUUUGGACUCCUGCUGCUCUGUAUGCUACCAAAAAGUCUGAAAUGCUAAAAGUAAUAAUAGCAGCAGUGCUGAUAAGUGUAGCUGUUGGUGGCAUCAUGCUUUAGUAAAUCCUCUGUGCUGUUAUUGGUAAUAAAGCGGAAAUAUUUCUGCUUUAACAACAAUAAAGUGAUUUUCUGUUAUGACCAUAGACAACUAGAAAUGUUCAGAGUAAAAAGAGGCUAAUGACAAGUUAUAAAGGGACUGCACAGAAAGAAGGAAAUCUUCAAUAUGAAUCAUCAUUUAGAAACUAUACCCCCGAUUAACUAUAAUCAUAAAAAAUCCUCAUCAUAUUGAACAGUAUCCAUAUUGACCAGCAGGUGGCUCUGUUCUACAACUCAUUUCCUUCAUUGAUUUCCCCAACAGCAUGCAUAUCUGCUUCCGUCUGAACUAUGAGUAACAAGUAUCAAAUACGUUUAGGCCUUUUUACUUACACACUGCGUUUUAUAGAAUAGAGUAUCCUAAAUGUGGGUCACAUUUACUUUUUUACAUGAACUACAGUUCAGUUGAGCCAGCAAUCACUAUUACUCUCAAUUUCCUUUUGCUAAGGGUGUGUUCUUAUUUUGCAAAGGAAACUUGACACAACAACAAAAGAGACAGUUAAAGUAAUUACUUCACUUCUGAGAUUAGCAAAGUUUUUUCUGUAUUUACUGCCUACACAAAGAGGAAGAUCACCAAAGCACACGAUGUGACAGAUAAACAACUGUCAUUUGUGACCAAAGCCUUUGAAAUGACUUCAUUAGAAUUCAUCACAUAUAGCUUUCAGUAAAACCGUCAACAUUGGAAUAUGUUUCACAGUCUCACUUUGAAAUAGGAAGUAAUAACAGAUUUAGUUUUCUUUCUAAAUAAAGGAAUGUACAUUUCAGAAACAAGAUGUGCAGACUUUGGAUAAAAGUUUCUUAGAAGAAGGAACCUUUUCAAGAGUUUAUGCAUUUUAAUUUUAUUGCAUGAAAAUUGUAUUUGAUCUCCUUCCAAAAUGCAUGAAUUCUGCAAAACUGCAAGACUAACUGUCUUUAAGAAUGCCUCCUGUCCUUGGCUCCAUUACUGUAUUAACUGCAUUUGUUCUAUAAUAAGACACCUGCCUAGCAUCAAUCAGUCUCCAACAUUGACCCCAUGAGAGAGAAUUUGAGUGAUACCGAUGGGCUGAGAAAGACCAAGAAGUUAGGCUGCAGAAUAAUAGGCAAGCUUGGUAAACAGCCACCUACCUUCGACAAUUAUUUGGAAAAUGACUUGACAAACACAUCACAUUGCGGAGAGGAUGAGUGGGGCCAUGUAUUAAAAGUUUUUGGGCAACAACUGAUGAGUCAUGGCUAGGAUAUCCGGCAUGACAAUAAACCAAAACGCACAAACAUGGCGACCAGUUUUUGGCUCAGUGUGAACCAUUCAAGGUCUUGGAAUAACAACCAAAUAGAAAAUCUUCUGGAGGAAGCUGAAGCUCUGUGUUGCCCAAAAGCCUGAGAGAUCUGGAGAUCUGUAUGGAGGAGUGGGCCAAAAUUCCUGCUGCGGAAUGAGUAAACCUGGGCAAGAGCUGCUGGAAACGUCUGACCUCUACAAUAGAAAACGAAAGAUUCUGUACCACAUAUUAAGCCCUAUGUUUUGUAUUUUAUCAA